GAGUAGUACAAAGCACUAGUGCUUGUAGACAUGUGUUUAAAUGUGACUAUAAGCCAAGGUGGGGAAAUUUGGGAACCUAUCUCUAAAAUUGAUAUAUUGAACAUUUCUAUUAGUGAUAUUAGUACUAAGUUUAGAGUGCAAUUUUUGACAUGCUGCCUGCAAUGAAAGCACUAUGUGUGGUGUAGAAGUGCUUUAAAUUAUGCUGCAGGCAAUCUGUUACUGUUCAUUUUUCUGCUUUUUGUCUGCUUGACCACUUUUGCUGCUUUUGCUUUACACCUCAACUGUCUUCUACCUUUGAAGUUUUGUGAUCUGUCCGAUACCAUUAAGUCCUUCAUUUUCUUUAUGCAUACUUGCUUCAGUUUUCUUUGCAUUCAAAUUUCAGUUAGCUUUUUUUUCUUCUAUUUAUUGGGACAUUCUUAAAGGGGAUUUUAAAGGAAACGCACCUUGCAACUGUAACAUCAGGCAUCAAUGAGAAUUCUUCAAAGCCUCAAGUAGCAGCAGCUGAUGCUCCCCAUACUGCUCGUGCAGGAUCACCUCGUUGCUUAAACAUUGCAGGCAUUGAAAAUUUUAAGGAACUUCAGGGUGCUCUGCCUCGAGCCUGGAGCUUACCACAAUUAACUGAAGUUAUCAGACCUGGUUUGGAACCUCCAUUGCUACAGCAGGCUGCCUUUGAUGAACUUGUUUAUGAAGUAGACAUAAUGCGCAAUAUGGCAACUCGUCAUACCCAAGAUGAAAAAGAAGCACAAGACAAGGAGGCAAUACGCAGGCCAAGUCUACCUAUAUUGUCUCUGAAUUCAUUGGAUCAAAGUGAACCAGCAAAGCCAGCUCCAGGUGUAGAUGAAAUAUCUGCUGCAAUUCCUCACAGCAGUAGUGGCAACAACAAUAUGCCAGUAGCACCCCAGCAGACUUUAUUAAAUGCGGGAAAACCUCCUGUUCAGGAAAGCCAAUCGAAGAAGUCAGAAGAUUUGCCUGAUAAUGAAGAGGAAGUUGUAGAAGAGGAAGAGGAGGAGGAGGAGGAGGAGGAAGAUGAGGAGGAAGGAGAUGAGGAUGACGAGGAAGAUUAUGAUGAGGUAGAGAAAAGACUUGAGCCUGUAGCAGGAAGAUUAGAAAUACGUGUUGUAGACAGGGGUGCAAGUGAUAGGCCAUUAAGUGCAAGUGAUCAGUUAGUCAAUGGAGGCAUUGGAACGAUACCUGGUCGGGCCAGCAGUGCUAGUCCAAGCAUAGGACUCCGACCGUCUUCAGCACCAGCUCAGGUAUCCCAACCUCAUGUCAUCAGACCACAACCACCUUUACCGGAUGGUGUUAGAGUGGUUCGAGGUCUUGCUAAUGGUGGUGGAAGCCCUGUUAGUCCAGGAGCUGGACUUGACGAUCCUUCUAUAUACUUUGAUGCUGCGGAAGAACAUGCUGGGGGGGAUGGCAAACCUCGGUCUCUCACAACACAUGUGAACAACAAUGUACGUGGAUCACCUGAUACAGCUAACCAGGCGAGCUCUAGUGAUAGUGCAACCACAGGAUCAUCUGCCCCUGUUAUGAGGAGAGCCACCCAGAACUUACCACCUGUGGUGGAAACAUGCCCUCCAUCAAUGGGUACGGAAGGGCAGCAUCUACCCCCUGGACGAGUUGUUAGGCGACAUUCCAGUCACUCAAGUAUAACUGGCGGUGGAAGUGCCAGCAGUAGUAGUAGCAUGGCAGCUGCAGUCAAAGGAAGUAAAAUACCUGUUCCUGUCAGUAGGAGCCCAAGGACCUCCCUUGUCCUGGGUGAUCAAAGUUGGUAUGGAGAUGAAGAUCGAGUUACUCGACGAUUGAGCCAACUUAUCAUUGGGACAGGAGCCACUGAUGAAGCACCCAAUGAUCCAGACCAACUUCAUGACCCAUCACAUGCUUCCAUGUCUGCCCCCUUACGACGUUGUCAGACAGUUCCUGAUGCAAGAUCUUCAAAUAACAACUCAUCAGCCGAAGAUGAGCAAGCUUUGACAGGGUGCACACCCGGUUUACGUAAAAGACGCGAACGUGCUGAGAAAUAUGUGACUGACCAGUCACAGCUCAAUUUACAGUUCAGUCGACCUCAUAGGCAUCGUCAGAGGCCUGUCUCAGAAGUUAUGGGUGCAUCAGUUCAGACCACGUCCCCGUCUGCCACUCAGCAACAGAGGCAAAGGGUUAGUGUUCCCUUAAGUACUACAAAUACCGGCAACCGCGAGUCACAUGGCAUUCCAAGCCAUCUUCUAGGCCCCUUCCCUGGCCAUCAAUAUUCAUCAGAUUCUUCUGAUUCAUCUGGAGAAAAUGCUCCUGCAAGCGGAGCACCGCAACCAUAUCCACCUCCUCUCAGCGAUCUGCCUAAUAAACCCUCCGAAAAUAAUGCAAGGUGUCGUCGUUUCCAUCCUGUGAUAAAUGAUGGUUCAACUUAUGAUACGUGAAUCGUACUUUUAUGGGGAGCAAAGUUUAAAACCAAACCAAAGAACUUGAGCACAGUACUUACUAAUUAUAAGUAUCUUAGCUUUAAAUAUUAAAUAUAGUGUGGUGCUAAAGAAGAAUGAAAAGUGUUGGAUGUGUAGUAAGUUUCUAACUGAUGAGAUACUACAAAGACAAAUCACCAGUAGAAAUCUCAUCUGAAGUAUAUAAAAGACUCAAGAGUUUUUGGAAGAAGAAGGAAAGCUGAAAGCUUAAGAACAGUUGGGUUUUUUCUCCCUCUUGGUUAAUGUUCUCACCAAGCUUCCAGUUACAUCAGAGAUUUUAUUUACUUCAUUGGACUUUAUGUAAUUCUCUAAAGUGAUAUUAUUUAUACCUUCUGGCUGGAAGAAGUGGUUUAACAAAGCAAUUAGUGUUUUCACAUUGCUGAUGGCAAUAGGAUAUUCAAUCAGAAUUUUUUAGAGUGUUAAGCAGGAUAUUUAACAACCAGUGUAGAUGUGAAUGUACAACUUAUCUCUAAGUAGCUAUAGCGUCUAAAAAACAGCACUCGUGAUUCUCUCUGGUUUUCGGCAAGUUUAAUUCUGAAGUCUCCUAUUUUAGAUUGUUUCACAAAUUAUACCACCAAGUGGCCACACCUGCAAACUAUGCUUUGUCAACUGUGCUGAUGAUCGAGCGUGCUGUACACAAUGUUAUUAAAUCAGCUGCACGAGAGAAAUGAAGUUCUGUAAUACAUAAAGAUGGAGGCAGUUAAAAAUAACUCAGGUGAAGAAUUCCAUAACGUAAUUUAGAGUAUAUCUGAAAAGUUAGGCGCUUGCAUUCAUUGUGUUUGAACUCCCACGUACAUUGUGUUGGUAAUACAACCACAUCAGAAAGGAAAAUUUUGUAAUCACAUCCUCAAACUGGGUGCGCAAUUCUUCUUCUGUUUGAUUUUUAUAUGCCUUCACCCUAUGCCAAAAUUUCAACUCUAUGUAGUCGUGAACCACUUUGGAUGUGCUUCAUAUUCAGCAAUAACAUUGGGGGAGUUUAUGGGAAAUUUCGGUAAUGGAAUUGAAGACUUAUUGUGUACUAUCAAGCGUACCAUGAUAUUUGAACAAUCAGCAUUUUGUGUAGGUCCGGGCUAAUUGAUGGUGUUGCUUCAAUAGUUUUAUCUGGCUUGGGAGCAUUUACUAUCUCAAAGGCUUGGCUUAACAUGAUAAAAUGCAUCAGCUAAAACAUGAAUAUUUGCAGUCAGACAUGUAUAUGUCAUACAUUUAUUUCAAUAUUGGAUGAAUUAUGUGAUGAUUUGUGUUGUUUGUAAUUAUUUUUGUAACCAAAGUCAACUUUUUAUACCUGCGAUGUUUAUUUAUUUACCUAUUUAUUUAUUUUAUUUUAUUUUAUUUUAUUUAGCAGAAUACUCAGCAUGUACUAAUCACAGUCUAACGCUACAAUUAUUUCUGACUCCUCAUAACUUGUUUAGAGCACUGAAGUAAUCUCUCAAUCUCUUCUUUUGCACUAUGAUGUACUGAAUAUGUAUUUAAUGUGAAUCGUUCUAUUGGCAUGGUGCAAUACAUCUAUAGGAAAUAGAUUCUAUUUUAUCUUUAAUUCAAGAAUGUGGCCAACUGCUGUAGGAAUUGAACCUUGCCCUCAGUUCUCUUCCUAGAUGUAUUUUAACUCAAUUAUGGGCAUAAGUUUGGUUUUUAUUACCUCGUGAUUAAGAAUGAAUAAGAAUAUUUUAGCUCCUAUCAUAUAUUCUAAAAAAGAUAGGAGUUACUGCGAAGAAGGAAAGAGAGGUCCAUUUUCUCUGGGUGGUUUAUUUUUAUGCCUAUGUGUUUGUAAGGCGCUUUUCUGUGCCAUACAUUCCUCAGUUACUGCUCAAUUCCACAUGUCUUCAUUGUAAUAUGUACUUUGAAUAUUUCAUUACAUUGAAUUGGCUUUUUGUUAUCCGUCGGAAUACAUACUGUGUACUUUCUUCUAUAACUUAAAAGGACAUAGUGAAAGAAAUUUAAGUAUUCUUAUGGCUGC
Frankliniella occidentalis (western flower thrips) is the source of this 4407-nucleotide messenger RNA. Its product is annotated as histone H3.v1. The transcript is spliced from 10 exons. The coding region runs from base 699 to 2414 and encodes 571 amino acids. The record is from RefSeq and is a predicted model, not a curated record. Lineage: Eukaryota; Metazoa; Arthropoda; Insecta; Thysanoptera; Thripidae.